CAUGCAACACAGACCCAGAGAGACAGAGCGAAGCUGCAGGAUGCUGUUAGGAGACGUCUUUCCCAACUUCGAAGUCGAUUCCACUUUUGGCCGAAUGAAAGUGCAUGAUUUUCUGGGAGACUCCUGGGGUGUGCUCUUCUCUCACCCUGGAGACUUCACGCCCGUCUGCACCACCGAACUCGGCCGGGCCGCUCAGCUCAGUCCAGAGUUCAUCCGGAGGGACGUCAAGCUGAUGGCGCUCUCCGUGGACGGUGUGGAGGAACACCAGCGCUGGAGUCAGGACAUCGUGGCCUACAACAACACAGAGGCUGGGAGCCAGCUGCCCUUCCCCAUCAUCGCAGACGUCCGGCGGGAGCUGGUGCAGAGUCUGGGCAUGCUGGACCCCGACGAGAAGGACCCCGGCGGGAUGCCGCUCAGCGCCAGAUGUGUGUUUGUGAUCGGGCCAGAUAAGAAGUUAAAGCUGUCCAUUCUCUAUCCUGCAAGUACAGGACGAAACUUUGACGAGAUUCUGCGUGUCAUUGACUCGUUACAGUUAACGGCACACAACCGCGUGGCUACGCCUGUGGACUGGAGGCCUGGAAACUGUGUGAUGGUUCCUCCCAGCAUCCCUGAGACGGAGGCGGCGGAGCUCUUCCCCGCUGGAGUCUACACCAAACACCUUCCGUCUGGGAAGAGAUACCUGCGCUACACACCACAACCCAACAGUGAUCCUCCAGUUUAAUACACUGCAGCUUUCCACAGAGAUCGCUCAACCAAAAAUCUUUAUUCGACAAAAAAAGCGGUGAAAAAAAAACCGUAUUUCCAUUCUGGUCCUUGAUGUAAAAAUGUACGUUAACACAAAAAGAAUCCUGAAGACAUUUUCAAUAAACAAGAACAAGAAACAAAACUAUUCUAAUUUGCUUUUUUACAUUUCCAUGAACGGUUUAUUAAAACUAUCAAGUAUAUAUCAAGUAAAUUUGUUUUUACAUUAUUCCAAAAUAACUUUUAGAAUAAAAUAUCAAAUUUCAA
Messenger RNA from Puntigrus tetrazona (Sumatra barb), 1008 nucleotides. RefSeq names its product peroxiredoxin-6-like. The record is from RefSeq and is a predicted model, not a curated record. NCBI's taxonomy places the organism in Eukaryota, Metazoa, Chordata, Actinopteri, Cypriniformes, Cyprinidae. Gene Ontology annotation, cellular component: mitochondrion; cytosol. Gene Ontology annotation, biological process: cellular oxidant detoxification; cell redox homeostasis. The transcript is spliced from 5 exons. The coding region runs from base 2 to 721 and encodes 239 amino acids. Gene Ontology annotation, molecular function: peroxiredoxin activity.